UAUUAAAAGUAUAUGUUAUGAAUUGCAAUGCUUUCUUGAAAUAAAUUAAAAGAAACUCAUUCAAAACUGUUUCAGAAGUCCAAAAUGUACACCGGUGUUUUGGGCAAAAUACUCCAUUGAAACUCCUAGUUACUCUACAUAGUGCUCCGCAAUAGGUAAGUGGGGGUCCCUCCCAGAUAUACUGGUAACUGUGGCUCUAAUUAUGCAAAGGAAAUGUAAGCAGAUAGAUGCAUGUGGGACCUCCUAUUGGAUGUGACGCAACUCAGACUCUUUGCCGGGAACGCUGCUUCCAGCUUCCAGCUGGCAUUCAGGGUUUUGCGCUUCAUGCUUUCACUGCAAACUCCCCCGUCACCGUUGUGCCGUUACUGGGGUCCUCCAGGGCUCCCCAGGUGCACACAAAGAUCACACCCAUCCAGCCGAUUCAAAGGGGAUGACUGAAAGGAAUUGGGUGGUCCAGAAAAUCCGGCAGUUCUGACGGUGCUGUUCCAAGAGGCGCAGCCUUCCAAAAGCAAUAUGAUGUCUGCUAUAGAGACUGGUACUCCUGUGUACCAACCUGCACAGCUGCUCAACUGGGUGUAUAUGUCCUUGCAAGACACACCGAGCGGCGCUUUUGAUGCGUUCAGAGUCGAAUCGGACACUUCUCCUCAGGACAUGAACAGCUCCAAGCGCAGCGCAGCAGAUCUGAGCUCCAACUAUCUCAACAACUUCUUCCACCUGAGGAGUGAGGCUUUGAACAACAAUUUCUACAAGAGCUCCUCGCCCUACGGGUCCCUCAACAAUAUCGUGGACGGUCUGAGCUCUCUGGCCGACCAUUUCUCAGACCUCUCUCUGUCCCCAGAGACACGUAAACCCAGCAAAAGGCCGCCGCCUAACUACCUGUGCCACCUUUGCUUCAACAAAGGACACUACAUCAAAGACUGUCCUCAGGCUCGACCCAAAGGUGAAGGCCUGACCCCGUAUCAGGGAAAGAAGAGGUGUUUCGGUGAAUAUAAAUGCCCUAAAUGCAAGAGGAAGUGGAUGAGCGGGAACUCCUGGGCCAACAUGGGACAAGAAUGUAUCAAGUGCCACAUCAAUGUUUACCCUCACAAGCAGCGACCCCUGGAGAAACCGGAUGGGUUGGAUGUGUCGGACCAGAGCAAGGAGCAUCCGCAGCAUCUGUGUGAAAAAUGCAAAGUCCUCGGCUACUACUGCCGCCGUGUACAAUAACACUCUCUGCUCGCCUUCCUCCAAAGUUUUAUGAAAAAGGGAAAGUUAUAUUUUAAUUACUAAAAAAAAUGCAUAAUAAACUUUAUUGUAUUAUAAUGCAUCUAAUGGUUUAUUCUUAUGCAACAUUAUUUUCUGACACUGUGACUCUCAGUAUAGGAGGCUCAUUGUGGUGGAAAACUUCUGCAGUAUCUCUCAGUGGAGACGAGUACUUUGCAUUUGCUGGGUUCUGUAACCUCUAUCAUUAUGUGAAUAUUCAUUUGAAGUCUUAACUUUGAAGAAAGAAUCUUACCAACUGUGAAUUAAGAAACUUUAAGCUCUGUGUUUGUCUUUUCUCAUGUCCUACAUGUUGGAGCAAAUUUCAGGAGUGAAGUCACCAGAUGAAGAUUCUCUUUUACAUGUUUGUAUAUUCCAGAAAUAACUUAAAUGAAAAAAGUUGUCUAUCAUGAUGUUUUCUGUAUAAAAUAUGCAACAAGUCUUUACUAAGAAGGAUAUGCAGUAUUAAUGUGUAUCUGCAUUAUUAUCUGUAUUAUCAGUACUGGAUGGUACAUAAUGUUUGGAUAUAUUUUUAAGCCAUUACUGUUUUGUUGAUUAUUACACUUUGUGAAGGAAUAUAUUAGCCAACUAACACUUUUAUAAUGUGCGCCUACAGUUAUUUGUGAAGAACCUUUUAGGUGGUUUAGUUAUUACAAAGUUUUAUAAAACUGUGACAAAUGCAAUAUGGUUGAAACAUUUCUUGACAACCAGAAAAGACAACAGCACAGUUAUAUUUUGGCACCCAGUGCUGAGAAAGUCUCACCAAAGUGCUUUUUCUAUGAGUCAUAGGUCUUAAUGUCUAUGUAACGUUAGGGAGAGAAAGAACCAAAGAUAAUGAAGGAUUAAGUGGGAGUUUGAAUGUUGCUUUAGAAGGUUUUAACGGGAACUGACAUUGUGGUGAUAAGUGAAUAUGGAACAGAAGUAUCCUGAUUUAUAACUGUUUAAGAAGUGUUAAACACCAUUUAAUAUGCCUUAGUUUGAGUAACCCAUGAGAUGGAUCUCUUGAUCUCUUAAAAUGUUUUUGUAUUAAAAUGUAUUUAAACAUUU
Molecule: messenger RNA, 2286 nt
Organism: Thunnus maccoyii (southern bluefin tuna)
Lineage: Eukaryota; Metazoa; Chordata; Actinopteri; Scombriformes; Scombridae
Product: zinc finger CCHC domain-containing protein 24-like
Exons: 4
Coding region: 514-1206 (230 amino acids)
Molecular function (GO): nucleic acid binding; zinc ion binding
Source: RefSeq, a predicted model, not a curated record